Molecule: messenger RNA, 707 nt
Organism: Thalassophryne amazonica
Lineage: Eukaryota; Metazoa; Chordata; Actinopteri; Batrachoidiformes; Batrachoididae
Gene: tmem141
Product: transmembrane protein 141
Source: RefSeq, a predicted model, not a curated record
GCACCGGGCGCUGCUCCGGUCUAGACGUCAACGUUAUAAACAGAUAAAGUCAGCUCCUGAAUUGGCAUUAAAAUACGUAAAAUAGCAGCUUCAUCGUAUAAAAUGGUCCAUCUGGGUCUAUCUAGAGUGGAUGAUGCGGUGGCAGCAAAACACCCGGGUUUGGAGUGUUAUGCUGCCUGUCAGUCCCGUGCUUUCAUGAAGGGCUCAUGUACCUUUGUACUUGGUGUUGUCACUUUAUUUUCCAUUCAGAAGGCUCUAAAGGAGGCUGCCUUAUGCUCUUCAGUGGAAUCUCUCAUUUCACUUGUGGGAUCAUCAGUGGGCAGUUACACUGUGACACGGUUGGAAUCACGGAGUGCUCAGACUUGGUUGCUACUAGAAACCGGGAAAGUCCCAGACAGAUCCCCUCCUCAGGUAUCUAAACCAGAGGAAUCAACACAACACGGGAAGACAAAAUAUGGAGAUGAGAUAGAAUGAGAUUCACAGUUUUCUCGUAGGACUGAAAGAUGUUUAUUUUCUUGUAAUAUCAUGAUCUGUUCUUAUGUAUGAAUACAUAUUGGAGCUGCUAAUAUGGAAAAGUCACUCCAUAUUUUACUGCAAUUCCAACAUAAAAGAUGCACUUGCUUCCAAAACAGAAGCUUCCCCAAUCAAGACACCCCAUGGUUCAUUCUCUAUGUACAGGUCUUUCUGCUCUUGGUUUUGUCUCCAUU